Molecule: messenger RNA, 1830 nt
Organism: Talaromyces amestolkiae
Lineage: Eukaryota; Fungi; Ascomycota; Eurotiomycetes; Eurotiales; Trichocomaceae
Exons: 2
Coding region: 1-1830 (609 amino acids)
Source: RefSeq, a predicted model, not a curated record
AUGGACAACCCUGUCCCAUUCACGCCUAAUGCUAUAACAUCCCAAUCUACCCGUCGUACUAAUUCGCCAAUGUCUGCCUCAGACUCCGCUCCCGCCGGGUUCAAUUUCAUAUCGGUCGAUCCCUCAUCACGAACAGAGAGCUCCUCCAGUCGAACGCUCAUUCGAGCCAACGCCGGUCGCUAUAUAUGGAAGCGCCGUAAGGCCGGCACUAAGGAACCCACCAGAGCCAAACCAUACGAAAGACCAAGCCUGCAGAGCCCUCCUCUAUCCAGUCCGCCCGCAUUUACUGAAGUCGUUGUGAAAUCGGAGCCCGAUACUCGGGAGUCACCUGUGAUAAAAGAAGAAGAAGAAGCCAGCCCAUCUGACGCCUCUCUUAUACCAUACAAACGCGAAUCGUCAUCUGACACGAUUGAUUUGACCGCUUCGCUUAAUCAUGGCCUGAAGACACCCAUGCUGACUGUCUUCGGGACGGAGGUGCCUGAGGAUACCGUUCGACGGACAAUUAAAUACUCCGCCUCUGUCGUUAUGACCAAGAUGCUGCCACAAGACUCGAAAUCUAACGGGCCGACUAUCUCCGAUAUAUGGGUUUCAAGCGCCCUACGCAGCCCCGCUCUACUGUCUGCAUUUCUAUACGGUACACUCAGUCACGAGUUUGUCCUCGAUCGAAUGCAGAGCGGAUUGCCAUCGAGGCAAAGACGGCAAAAAAUGCUUCAAAUUAUGACCGCAGAGAAUGAAUCGAUAAGGAGGAUUAAUCAAGCACUACAAGACCCGGCGGCGCAAAAGACGGAUGAGCUACUUAUGGCGGUGUUUCUCAUGGGAUAUAGUCGCUACGACGAAGCAGUUUUUGCGCCUGGUCGUGACACCCACAAAUCACCGUUUAACGAUAUUCAGUGGGCUAACAUAUACUCGUACCUGGAUUACGACGAGGUACAUGUCAUGGGUCUGAUACGACUACUCGAAAUUCGCGGAGGCUUUGACGCUAUUGAGCUGGCCGGUUUAGCAGAGAUGAUGUCUCUCGCAACGGUCAUGUUUUCAUCGAAAUUUUUACGAAAACCACUUUUCCCCUAUACACCAAUUAUCAAAACGGCCGGACGACACCAGCAACCCGACUGGCCCCAACCGAUUCAAUUCCUUUUGGAGAUGUACAAAGGAGGCGAUUUCCCCAGGAUGAUUGAGCUUGGUCUUCCAAGUGAACUUGUCACACUAUUCAAAGAUAUGUAUAGCUACAACGCUGUCAUUGAAUUAUACAUGCAAGGCAUCUUUGCUGGUGCUUUUGCCGGCUCUGAUGCGCCUAUUAUGGCUGAUCGCCGAAACUCGAUCCAACACCGAGCUUUGUCACUGCCGACCGCAGACGAGAUGGGCAUGGGCGAAGCAUGCCCCACCUAUGAACCACUCAGAAUCGCUACGCUUAUAUAUUGUCUAAUCACUAUCUUCCCUCUGGUUCCCGCCAUGGCGCCUUUCCCUCAAUUGACCGCACAGCUACGGCAAGCUUUGUUCAGUCAAUCCCUCCCAAAGGCCUGGAAAACUGUUCCUGAGCUUUUUGUCUGGACUCUAGUCGUUGGCGGUAUUGCAUCCAACAAGACCGAAACUGUUACCUGGUUCGCUGCAAUGUUAAGUCAAGUCGCUGUUGCAACAAAUCUAUCGACCUGGGCAGAUGUCAAGAAGAUACUCAAAUCUGCACUAUGGCUAUCGCCCAUCUGCGACGAGAAAGGAGAAGAACUGUGGAAGAAAGCGGACAAUCUUCGGUCUCAAGUGCAACGCCACCAAGAGCAACAACAACAUCAACGACCCGACGUGCCUGUGCGAUUAAGGGCUGAACCGGCCAGUUGA